Molecule: messenger RNA, 606 nt
Organism: Fulvia fulva
Lineage: Eukaryota; Fungi; Ascomycota; Dothideomycetes; Mycosphaerellales; Mycosphaerellaceae
Product: U1 small nuclear ribonucleoprotein C
Exons: 2
Coding region: 1-606 (201 amino acids)
Biological process (GO): spliceosomal snRNP assembly; mRNA splicing, via spliceosome; mRNA 5'-splice site recognition
Cellular component (GO): U1 snRNP; nucleus
Molecular function (GO): zinc ion binding; pre-mRNA 5'-splice site binding
Source: RefSeq, a predicted model, not a curated record
AUGCCGAAAUUCUUCUGCGACUACUGCGAUGUCUACCUCACACACGACUCGAUGAGCGUGCGGAAAGCGCACAACAGCGGCCGCAAUCACCUACGCAACGUCGUCGAUUACUACCAACAGAUCGGGCAUGAGAAGGCACAAUCAGUGAUUGAUAGCAUCACCAACAGUUAUGCCGCAGAAGGACACGCUGUACCCAACAUGGGCGCGCCAGGAAUGGGAGGACCGCCAGGCUUCCCACCAAACGGCAUGCCAGGCUUCCCGCCGCCAAUGCCAGGAGCCAUGCCACCAGGAAUGCCACCUUUCCCACCGGGAGGCUUCCCUCCCAUGGGUCCAGGAGGACGCGGUAUGCCACCAGUCCCACCAGGCUUUCCUCCCCCACCGAAUGGCUUCCCGCCUGGUUUCAACCCACAGAACAUGCCACCAUUCCCACCGAACGGCACACCCAGCCACGGCUCACCUCCAGCUGGUAUGCCUUUCCCACCUCCAGGAGGCUUCCCGCCGCACAUGCCCCCGAACUUCAAUGGUCAAGGUCCGGGUCCUGGCCCUGGACAGCACAUGAGCCCGCCACCUGGCGUGCGAGGUCCGGGAUUGAGCAAUGACAGAUAG